AUGCUUCUAACAGAUGGCUAAUUUAAUUUUAUUUGCCAAUUAAGUUAAUAUUUUUGCAAAAAGUUGCUAGUAUGCUACACAAUUUCCGUGAUGGCCUCCAUUUUCUCUCCCACCCUAAAACAAGUGGUUGAGCUGCUUAUUUACCCCCUCUUUUGAAUUUUUCAAGUCAAUCUUCAGCUGCCCAUCUCCUUCUUUUCAGCUCUAAUUUCCAAUAAUUAGAUUACCUACUAUAUUCUAAUUAAUUAGCUACAAUAAACAGGCAAACUACUCCACCUUCAAAUCCAAAUUUUACACCCUAGCUACUGAAUCAGUGAGAAUUUAAUUAAUUAGUUAUGGCGUUGCUGCAAAACGCCGCGGUGCCGUUGAAUCAAGAAUAUCCCUUCAGCUUAGAGAAAGAUGAUGGCUCCGAUGCACGUAGACGACGCGUUGGUUUUGGCGGCGGAUGGAAGUUGAAGAGGAGAAAUCUGCAGCUGCUAAAUUCGAGCACGAACACGAACAUGAACAUGAACACGGACACGAUAAACGGGAAGAAAGUGAAUGGAGUGUGUGUGCAGCGGAGCACGAAUUUGAUGAAUCAUGAGUUUCUGUUUGGGAGAUUUGUGGAGGAUCGAUUUGUGUUCAGACAGGCAUUUGUGAUUAGGUCUUAUGAGAUUGGACCUGAUAAAACUGCCACCAUGGAAACCCUCAUGAAUCUUCUUCAGGAAACAGCAUUGAAUCAUGUGGCGAACUCAGGAGUGGCUGGAGGCGGGUUUGGAGCGACCCGGGAAAUGAGUCUUAGGAAACUUAUUUGGGUCGUCACUCGCAUCCACGUUCAAAUCGACAAAUAUAGCUCAUGGGGCGACGUCGUGGAGAUAGACACGUGGGUAAAUGCAGCCGGCAAAAACGGAAUGCGGCGUGACUGGAUCAUCAGAGAUUACAAAUCCCAGAAAAUCAUUACAAGAGCAACCAGCACAUGGGCCAUAAUGAACAGAGAAACAAGAAGACUGAGUAAAAUCCCAGAUGAAGUGAGAAAGGAGCUGCAGCCGUUUUACCUUGAUAGGGCUGCCAUUGCCACAGAAAAUAUCGACACCCAAAACAUCCAAAAGCUUAGUGAUGAAAUUGCUAACCGAAUUCGGACUGGCUUGGCUCCCCGAUGGAGUGACAUGGAUGCCAAUCAGCACGUCAACAACGUUAAAUACAUAGGAUGGAUUUUGGAGAGUAUGCCAACAAAUGUGCUUGAAGAUUAUAAGAUGAAGAACAUAACUCUAGAAUACAGACGUGAAUGUCGUCAGAGCAACGUGCUGGAGUCAUUAACAAGCAUGAAACCCAUAACUGAAGAUGAAGAAGAAGAAGAGAGUAGCAGUUUUACACAAGACUUAGAGUGCACUUCUUUGCUUCGAAUGGAAGGAAGCCAUGCUGAUAUUGUUCGAGCUAGAUCACUCUGGCACUUCAAGAAGCAUCAUCUCUCAUCAUGAUCAUCAUAUAUGUGCUUAUUAUGCAAAACCUAGCUUAAUUUUCGAGGAUUAGCUAUCUUUUGUUCUUUCUUGAUCUCUUUGUUCAAUUUAAACCAAUACUUAAUUAAUUAAUGUUUUGUGUUUGUUUGGUUGGGGUGUAUCAGUAUAAUAUGUCUAUGACAUUCUAAAUUUCUAAUAGCAUGUUUACUUAAAAA
Salvia miltiorrhiza (redroot sage) is the source of this 1648-nucleotide messenger RNA. Its product is annotated as palmitoyl-acyl carrier protein thioesterase, chloroplastic-like. The transcript is spliced from 6 exons. Gene Ontology annotation, molecular function: fatty acyl-[ACP] hydrolase activity; acyl carrier activity. Gene Ontology annotation, biological process: fatty acid biosynthetic process. NCBI's taxonomy places the organism in Eukaryota, Viridiplantae, Streptophyta, Magnoliopsida, Lamiales, Lamiaceae. The record is from RefSeq and is a predicted model, not a curated record. The coding region runs from base 333 to 1454 and encodes 373 amino acids.